UUCCUUCCCUUCCCCUCCCAUUGAGCGGCUCGAGCCGAGCGCUGCCCACUUCCGCCCCCUCCGCCUGCCGUUGGAACUAGCUCCGCCGGGCGGGCUGCGGCCGCGAGCAGCCGGCGCUCCUGUCCUCCUCCUCCUCGCCGCCUCUUCCUCUCGCCUGUCCCCUUCUUCCGUGGCCGACGCCGCCCCGAGGCCUCGCGACCGCCGAGCCCGCAGCCCACGCCGCAGCCGACAUGAGCUUCUUGUUUGGUAGUCGCUCUUCUAAAACUUUUAAACCAAAGAAGAACAUUCCCGAAGGUUCUCACCAGUACGAACUCUUAAAACAUGCAGAAGCCACACUUGGCAGCGGCAACCUCCGGAUGGCUGUGAUGCUUCCUGAGGGGGAAGAUCUAAAUGAGUGGGUUGCAGUUAACACUGUGGAUUUCUUCAAUCAGAUCAACAUGCUUUAUGGAACCAUCACAGACUUCUGUACAGAAGAGAGUUGUCCAGUGAUGUCAGCCGGCCCAAAAUAUGAGUAUCACUGGGCAGAUGGAACAAACAUCAAGAAGCCUAUUAAGUGUUCUGCACCAAAGUAUAUUGAUUACCUGAUGACUUGGGUUCAGGACCAGUUGGAUGAUGAGACAUUAUUUCCAUCAAAAAUUGGUGUCCCGUUUCCGAAGAAUUUCAUGUCUGUGGCAAAAACUAUACUCAAACGCCUCUUUAGGGUUUAUGCUCACAUUUAUCAUCAGCAUUUUGACCCUGUGAUCCAGCUUCAGGAGGAAGCACAUCUCAAUACAUCUUUCAAGCACUUUAUUUUUUUUGUCCAGGAAUUCAACCUUAUUGAUAGAAGAGAACUUGCACCACUCCAAGAACUGAUUGAAAAACUUACCUCAAAGGACAGAUAAAAGGAUGCAGAGCUGUGCAAACUGUUCCUCAAAUGAAGCAGUGUGGAGUGUAUUUGGAUUUUUAUUGUAUUUUGUUUUUAUCUGGAUUGUUUUUGUCGUAGGUUUGGGGGGCUUGUUUGGGUUUCUUUUUCUUUAUUCUGAAUAUAUGAAACCACAACCUGUUGUCAGAGAAAGCCAAGAACCAUUCUCUAUACAUUUGAUUGGGGUAAAUUUUGUCCUAGUGGCAUAUGGUAUUUUUUUUUUAACUUGGUUUUGGUUACUUGAGGAGUUUUUAAAUAAUAUUGUGUGCUGAAAGAAAAUGCUUAUUGAUUGAACUGCUGAUGAGUGAGGUUCUUUGUUUUGUAAAUUGUGGCCCAUUUUGAAGUCCCCAAAAGACUUAUGUUUUUAAGUGCCUUGGCAGGCUCACUUCUGAGGUGCAAAGCACAGAUAUAGAACUGAACAGGGCUUGAAACCAUGUUAGGAUUACUAUCCAGGGCACUUACUGGUGCAUGUUGUAAAAUACCUAUGACAAAAGCCAUAGUUUACCUAAAUUGGUGAUCUCCAGCUUUUACUAUUUGGAAGAAACGUAAUUUGUAAAGGUAUGCAUGUAGAACAUAAAAAAUUAAUCUUUCUUAAGUAUUUUUGAUAUUGACAGUAAUAUAUUCUGUUCAACAAAUACUUUAAGUUCUCCAAGCAGGUCUUUUUCCAUCUCUUCAUAUCUGUGACAUUGAAAUUUGAGGAUGUUGAAAUGUAAUAACCUAUUGCAUUUUGGCUUCUUUCUACAUGUUAACUGCACUGUAGGUGUAAAAAUUCAGGUUAUAUAUAGGAUUGCCAUCUUCAGAGGUGAUGCUGAACUGUGAGGUUUCUUAGCAAUUGCCAAAUGAGCCAUAAGUCUGCAGAAUCCCCUUCUACUUUAAAGAGGGGGGAUAGGCGUGUGUGUUUGGGUUGGGGGGCGGUGUUAAUUUAUAUGGGGAGUUAGGGAAGGAAUUAAGUAUAGAAAGUCAAGUUCUAGAAAGUCCUGUCUUAAAACCCUUGAAUAGAAUGGCAUGAAGAUUUUAGUCAAUUACUUACAAACAAAAGUCUUAGAGACUUCUUUUUAGGAAUCAGCUUCCAUGAGAAGUUAAAAAUAAAUUAAUAAUUUUAGGUAUAGAUAUUAAACAUAGACUAUAAGGACUUUUUGGGGAAAUUGAUCACUUUUUAACAUUUCCAUUCAGUGAAUGGAGCUGGUGUUUGGCUAUCAUUUUAAAAUGAUACAGUACUUCUUUACUUAAUAUAGGUCCAAUUUGAAGCAUUCUGACUUCUGAUUUUUCCACUGUGAAAGGAAAUCUUUAUCUUUGUAGUGAUAUCAAACAAUGAAAAUGCUAAUUAAGUAGUUAACUUUUAAAUUUUAUUUGCCAUGACUUUCUAGUGAAUUAUUACCAUAAGUAACAAGUUCAGAAACUUAGUUUUUAGAAUCAAUAUUAAUUUUUUUCACUUCAGUUUUAUUGAUUUUUAGUUCUGAUUUUGUCAUUUCUGGUAAAUCUGCUUUCUUCAGUUAGAAUUAUAUCCCUUUCCUUCAGUUGAAACAUAGACCCAUUUUCCUUAUAGAAUAGAAAUGCUUGCUCUGAAAUUUGUAUAGAUUAAAGGCACUUAAUAGAAAAGAAGAAUCUAAAAUGAAAUCAAUUUGUUUUUGUCAUUAACAAGUAGAGCAGUGGUAUAAUUUAAUGCUAUCACAAUUAGGACUACUAGGAACUGCCUUUUUCUCCAUCCCAUUUCUAGCAAUUAUUCACCAAGUAUCAACAACGGAGGUAACAGGAGAGCCUGGCAGAGGCAAAUGUAUUGGACAUUUAUUGGUAAAGCUUAUUUAUAAACUGUAGCGAGAGCUAGUUGAUUUCCUUAAAUCUUUUAGUAUCCAGGUAGAUAACAUCAACCACUGUGGGUUGAUUCAGAAAUAAAAUUGGUAUCAAGUAAUUCUGAGUCUUACCUAUAUAGGAAAAUGAAGCACAUGAUGACUCAAAUAGUCUUCCAUACUGCAUUUGACUUCAUAUCAGUCUAGUAACAAAGGGGUUGUAAUAGCCAAGGGUAAAGAGAAUAGUGAAAAAUUGUUCUUGCUCUUUUAGGCCUUAUACAGUAGUACGCUGUAAAAAAUGGAUAAAUGUUUCUAUAAAUUAAUGUUUAGUAGUAGGUGCUACAUGGUUUUCACUGUGCCAGAAUCUCAGGUGCCUGCUUCUGAGUAUUUCUUUAAUCAGAGUGAUUGGAAAAGGAGAUAUGUGUAUGUGCAUAUAUGGUAACAAAGUAUAGACGUUAAGUGUGGGAGAGGCCUGGCAUUGUACCUGGUGUUACAUGGCUACAAAUAAGGCAAUAACAGGGAAUAUGAGAAAGAACUGAUUUAAUAAAGAGGUGAUUUGAUUGGUC
Messenger RNA from Lemur catta (Ring-tailed lemur), 3254 nucleotides. RefSeq names its product MOB kinase activator 1B (gene MOB1B). Lineage: Eukaryota; Metazoa; Chordata; Mammalia; Primates; Lemuridae. The record is from RefSeq and is a predicted model, not a curated record. Gene Ontology annotation, molecular function: protein kinase activator activity. The coding region runs from base 231 to 881 and encodes 216 amino acids. Gene Ontology annotation, biological process: hippo signaling; positive regulation of protein phosphorylation. Gene Ontology annotation, cellular component: nucleus; cytoplasm. The transcript is spliced from 6 exons.